Molecule: messenger RNA, 5665 nt
Organism: Cynocephalus volans (Philippine flying lemur)
Lineage: Eukaryota; Metazoa; Chordata; Mammalia; Dermoptera; Cynocephalidae
Gene: MTRF1L
Product: mitochondrial translation release factor 1 like
Exons: 7
Coding region: 38-1180 (380 amino acids)
Biological process (GO): translational termination
Molecular function (GO): translation release factor activity
Source: RefSeq, a predicted model, not a curated record
UCCGGUCCUAGUCAGGCUCCGCGGUUUCAGCCUGGUGAUGCGGUCCAGGCUUCUGUGGGGCGCUGCCCGAUGUCUUUGGGCCCGUCCGGCUAUUGGCCCGGCUCGUCGGCCCAUUAGUUGCGGUAGCCCGCCGCUGGAGGAGCUGUUCGCGCACGGCGGGCUCUUGCGGACCUUCCUUGAGCGCCAGGCAGGAUCUGAAGCCCAGUUGCAUGUGAGGGGGCCUGAGUUGGUGGCGGUGGCCAGACUGCUGAGCGAGAAGGAGCAGGAGCUGCAGGAGACCCAGCGCUUGCUGCACGAUAACAAUGAAGAUUUAAGGAAACUUGCAGAGAAUGAAAUAACUUUGUGUCAAAAAGAAAUAACUCAGUUGAAGCAUCAGAUUAUCUUACUUUUGAUUCCCUCAGAAGAAACAGAUGAAAGUGAUUUGAUCGUGGAGGUAACUGCAGGAGUUGGGGGUCAGGAGGCAAUGUUGUUUACUUCAGAGAUAUUUGAUAUGUAUCAGCAAUAUGCUGCAUUUAAAAGAUGGCAUUUUGAAACCCUGGAGUAUUUUCCAAGUGAAAUAGGUGGUCUUAGACAUGCAUCUGCCAGCAUUGGGGGUUCAGCAGCCUAUAAGCACAUGAAAUUUGAAGGAGGUGUGCACAGAGUACAAAGAGUGCCAAAGACAGAGAAGCACGGACGCAUCCAUACUAGCACUAUGACUGUAGCAGUAUUACCCCAGCCUGCUGAGAUUAAUCUGGUGAUUAAUCCUAAAGAUUUGAGAAUUGAUACUAAGCGAGCCAGUGGAGCUGGGGGACAGCAUGUAAAUACCACGGACAGUGCUGUGCGGAUAGUUCAUCUUCCAACAGGUGUUGUUUCUGAAUGCCAACAAGAGAGAUCUCAACUGAAAAAUAGAGAGAUGGCUAUGAAAAAGCUACGUGCAAAGCUGUACAGCAUGCAUCUAGAACAAGAAACAAGUAAAAGAUACAGUGCUAGAAAGAUUCAGAUUGGAACUAAAGGAAGGUCAGAAAAAAUAAGAACAUACAAUUUUCCACAGAACCGGGUCACAGAUCACAGAAUAAACAAGUCACUGCAUGAUCUUGAAACUUUUAUGCAAGGACAUUAUCUACUGGAUGAACUUGUACAGUCAUUGAAGGACUAUGCUGAUCAUGAAUCUUUAUUAGAAAUUAUUUCCAAAAAAGUUUAAGUUGAUUUGUUAUUAAAGCCUUUUAUUGCUUAUAAUAAUUCUACUAUAGCAAAUCACAUUGUGUGUAAGUAUUUACCAGUAUUCUCUUGAAAAACAUGAGUUAGCACAGUUGGAAAUAAUACACAUAUUUUUAAGAUACAGGUAAUUUAUAUAAAUCUCUCUGAAUGUAUUAGUAAAAAACUUACAAUAUAAUCAUGACUGGUUAUAAAUCCAGGACUCUUCAUUAUUAGAAGACAAAGGAAAAAUAGUCCUUUGUUUUAUACAAAAUAGCAGGUGAUCAAAAAUUUGGUUUAACUCUCUAAGAAACUUCAAAUGUAAAAGAGAAAUAUGACAUUAACUGCUGUAUUAGUACUGUCCAGUCAGGAGACAGAAACCAUUCCAUUAAUUUGAACAGAGAUAAUUUUAAUAUAAAGAAUUUUUAACUUAUAAUGGAAUUAGCUGUUAAGAAGGGAUAAUAGAGAACUCAAAUACAGUAAAACUGAGAGAGAGUACCCAAGGAGAGAACACUCUUGGAAGGGGCUUCCCUUCCCCUCAGUGGAAUCCAGCCUAUUGGGUAAGGUUUGGUCAUGGCCCAUUCAGUGAUGGAAAAGUUCCCUGGGUUGCCCUGGGCCAGAGCUAGUGUGCAGUUGAUGGAUAAGGACUUGCAAACAGAGAACCUCAAACCUUCAGGGACUGGUAAGCAAGAAGCUUUCUGCCAGGGUGAAGCAAAACUUGUUGGAUAGUAAGCCUCUGUAGGUAACUAUCAGGCGUCUCCAGAGAAGCAGAACCAAUAGGGUGCAUGUGUGUGUGUGUGUGUGUUUAUACAUGAUUUAUUAUAAGGAUUGGCUCACAUGAUUACUGAUGAGUCUAAAAUCUGCAGUGUAGGCCAUCAAGCUGGAGACCCAGGAGAGAUGAUGGUGCAGUUCCAGUUCUAAGGCAGCCUGCCAGAGAAUCCUCUCAUGCUUGGAGGAGGCCAGUCUUUUUGUUCUAUUCAGGCCUUCAAAUGACUGAGUGAAGCCCACCUAAUUUAUGGAGGGCAAUCUGCUUUACUCAAAAGUUCACUGAUUUAAAAUGUAAAUCUCAUCCAAACCACAGAAAUACCCAAAAUAAUGUUUGACCAAAUAUCUAGGCACCCUGUGGCCCAGCCAAGUUCACACAUAAAAUUAACCAUCACAGUGUCCAAGAGCGCCCCUGGCAGCUGUGCCAUAGAAGCAAGAGGAGAAACAAGAAGAGAAGUCCCUUCCUCCUGCAGUGUCUUUCCACCGCCCCCUAAUGAAAGCUUAAUACUGUGCUAGCUGGCAAAAGACAAAUGUUUACAGGCUGCUUUGGUUUUGGAUGUGUCAAAACACACACAGAUCCAACUCCAGUAUAACAAGGUUUGGGCAAUGAAAGGUAAAUCUGUUGCUGAGUGGCAAUAAAUUUUGUGGCACAAACACCCAUACUCAUUACCUACUUUCAAUAGUAUGUUUUCAUAUUUGCUUAGUAUUUGAAGUAAAUUACAAAUAUCAGGCCACUUCACCCUUAAAUAUUUCAGCUUGCAUUUUCAAAUGACAUUAUUCUAUUUAAGCAUACACCAACAUCACACCUACCAAAAUUCAGUAAUUCCCUAAUAUCUUCAAGUACCCAGUAAUUCAGUUACCCAGUUCUCCCCAAAAUGUGUUAUAUCUGGCUUCUUCAAACCAGGAUCCAAUUAAGGAUUACAUAUGGAAUGUGGUGGUUAUAUUUCUUAUGUUUCUCUUAAUCCAGAAUAGUUCUGCCACCCCCUCUCCAUUUUUUCAUGACAUUAAAUUUUCAUUUGAGAAGAUCAGGCUACAUAUGGUGUCAUUUAACUUGCUCCUCAAGUCAGUAUUUCUUACAAAUUGGAAGUUAGGGCUUAAGACUUGGCUAGUUUUGAGUACUCCCUCUCUUUCCUGUGAUUUAGCAUUGUUGUCACUAAAAUAUAUAUUUAAAUAGGCCAGAUAUGAAUGCUGAUAUGAGCAUUACUGCUGAGAUUACUCUAAAAAAAAAAAAGAAAGAAAAAAAGUAAGAUGAAUUCACCCUGUGAAUUGAGAAUUUAUAGCUGAAAAUGAGUUUGACACUAAAUCAGUAUAAUCUUUAUCAAUAUUCUUCCAUCACAAGAUUUAAAAGCUAUUAAGUUGUUCCUUUUUCCAUGGGAAUCCUGGUUAUGCGUAGCUCUUUUCUGAGAAGACCGACACCAGAGAAUUGAGGCCUGAGAGGAAAGGAAAGCCCAGGAAUGUUUGCUUGGGGUUGCACAGCUUUAAAAGAACUUGUGGUGCUGAAAGCAACAGAAUAAAGAAGUGUACUUGAUAAAGAAAUUUAGAACAUUUCAUUUACUGCAUAAAGAAGUAGUAAAAGAUGGAAAUGGCUGAAGAAUUUUUUUUUUUAACAUGACGUAAACUAAACCCUACUACAAUGAUAAGAGCCCCACCUAAUAGAUAAUGAAUAACUCUUAAAUUUAUAGGAGUCACAAGGUAGGAUUUCCAGAGAAAAUGAUUUCACUAUUAAAAUCAUAUGACUAAAAUGUUAAAGAACUAGGAGACAUUUAGUUAACUCUCAAAAUUGCGACAAUUUUUUCAUAUUUGUUAGAAUCAACACUAGUCCAAGUUUUUAGGGGCAUAUGUACUACAUAAAUUCAAAACUAUGUUGUCAGAUGGUGUGUUUCCACUUUCUUCAAUCAACAUUUAUUAGCCAAAUUUCCUUUAGAACCCUGCUUUUUCUAAUUUGCAAAGUAGUUUAUUUUGAUACUUUACUGUCUCACCUUAUUGCUUUGAAUUGGAAGUAUAGAAAAAACAUUAAAGACACGUUAGCAUUUUAAAGCUGGCCAAAGGUGGUUAUCAAAUAAAUCAGAGAAUUAUAACUUAAAGAGAAUUCCUCUUCCUUGUAAUCUGUUCAUGAAAGGCAUUCUAUGUUCAUAGGAACACUUGAUGUAGCUUUCGGUGACCUAUGCAACUCAAGAAUAUGACCAUAUUCAUUGUCUCCCACUAUUUUACCAGUUUCCUCUUGGGUCUUUCAGUUAUGAAUGAAGUACAUAUUCACAGAUUAUGAAGUAUUACCAUGUACUAUAUUACUUAAUUCUCUUUACCUCUUCUAAUAGGUAAUAAUUAGAAAAAGAUAUUCUAAGAUUGAGGAGUCUUGAAUGUUAGAUUUCAUUCUGUAAAUAAGGGGGAGCUCUUAAAAGUUGUCUUAUAUUCACCACCCCAUUCCACUCUUUUAUCCCUUGGCCUAUGGGAGACAGUGUGAGAGCUGUCCUAAUUAAGGUGGAAACAAACCAUUAAUCAAUUUUUUAACUUCCCUUCCAUUAGAACAUCAUAGUUGUUUAGAAAAAAAUCAUAAUGCUUAGUGAUUUCAACAACAAAUUUAAAAUAUGUAUGAGAAGGUGUAUUAUGAAUAUGCACAGUAAUUGACAAAUUUUGGUCUGUGAACUGAUGUUGGCUCCUCCACUAAUCUAAAUGAGUUAUACCUAGGUCAUCAAAUGUAAUUUUGGAAACCCAGGAUUCUGGCAGUAGAAACCUAUUGGAAUCACAGACCUGACAUUUUAAAAUACUUGGAAUUUGCAGAUGUUUGCAUAAACAAUCCAUCUACUCAGCUAUCUUAAUUAUAAAGCAUGCAUCAUCCCUCCUACCUGCCUUUGCUUAUGCUGCCCCUCUAUGUAGAAAACACAUACUCUACUUAUCUCUGCAGACAAAGGUCAAGGUCCAACCUAAAGGAUACCUUACUACCAGGCAGAAUUAACUGUUCCUUCUUUUGUAUUCCAUAAUACCUAAUCCUAUGCUAUGGUCUGAAUGUGUCUCCCAACAUUCAUGUGUUGCAAACUUAAUCCAUAAUGCAACAGUGUUGGGAGGUGGGGGCCUUUUGGGAGGUGUUUAGGUCAUGCAUUAAUGCCAUUAUAAAAGGGCUUGACAAAGGGAGUCUGGCCCUUUAUGUCCUUUUGUCUUGUGCCAUGUGAGGACAGAAUGUUCCUUCCCUCCUGAGGAUGCAGCAUCCAAGGCCCCAUUUUAAAAGCAUAGAGCAACCCUCACCAGAUGCCACCAUCUUUAUCUUUGACUUCCCAGCCACCAGAACUGUGAGAAAUAAGUUUCCAUUCUUUAUAAAUUAUCCAAUCUGUGGUAUUAUGUUAUAGCAGCACAAAACAGACUAAGACACCAUACCUGUAUGACAAAAUUUAUUGCAAGGUAAUAAUUUAGUGGUUUAUGCCUUUCUCAAGAUUGUGCACUUAAUAAGGUAAUAGGAAACAGUGGGUCACAGAAUAAGACAAACAAGUAUUGCUAGACCUCUAACAUCAUCUCAUUAAUGGACAAGAUGUUAUUUUCUUCAUUCUUAUGUCUUUAGGACCUAACAUGCUAUAAUAGGCACUAAAGAGAUGUCUAGAGGCAGUUGUACCUACAAUACUUUUCUAGAAAUCUGGUGUAUUGUACAGAAAGAACCAAAACUGGAUUUAAUUUCAAAAAGGCCUACAGCACAAACUAAUCAAAAUGCAUUAACUGGAAUGGCAAUUUUGAAAAUGUA